This is a messenger RNA of Saccharomyces mikatae IFO 1815, 2463 nucleotides long. RefSeq names its product Sap4p (gene SAP4). Gene Ontology annotation, molecular function: protein phosphatase regulator activity; protein phosphatase binding. Gene Ontology annotation, cellular component: cytosol; nucleus. The record is from RefSeq and is a predicted model, not a curated record. The transcript has a single exon. Lineage: Eukaryota; Fungi; Ascomycota; Saccharomycetes; Saccharomycetales; Saccharomycetaceae. The coding region runs from base 1 to 2463 and encodes 820 amino acids.
AUGUCACUAUGGCCCUUUGGAGAGACGUUAAAUAAUUCGGGAAUAGAUUCGAUACUUGACGAGUAUUAUCUAAUUUUUCGUAGUUUGAAGGAAAAUGAGUCAUCCUCGAGUGAUAAUGAGAAGGAUAGGCCUUCCAUGGAGCCGAAUUCUAAGCUUCAUAACGGAUCUCGAGAUAGAAGCGAUCUUAACCAGUCAUUUAUUGAUAGGAUCUUGUUAGAAGCAGCGCUGCUGGAUGAACUGAAUGAAGGAACCAAUGAUAGACUCGUCGACUUCAUUUGCUUGGGAUAUUUCUAUGACGACCGUACCCAACGGAUCAGCCACAUGGAUUAUCUAGUGGAUAUGCUCAUGAUUUACCUGAAGGACAUAGACCGCAAUAGUUAUAGGAUUCCAUUUCUUUUGGAGAAUUCCUUUCAUCAAACAGGGGACUAUAAUGAUCAGGAUGAUGAAGAUCCACUGUUAUAUGUUAACAUCAUCUCUAGUAUUUUUUGCUCGAAAAGUUCACACAUAUUGAAGUCUCUCGUGCAGAAUGUACCAUUUUUGUCUUCUCUGUUAGAAAUUUUUCAAUUCAAGAAUAUCAGGACAGAAAAUUGUCCUAUCUUGGCCAUUUUUCUUAAGAUUAAUGAAACGCUUCUGUUUGAACAAACAUCUAGUUAUUUGGAAUUUUUCAAAUCGCAACGGGACAUUGUGAACAAGUUCCUUAACAAUAUCGAGGUUUCACCUUUAAUUGAAUUUCUCAUCAAAGUCGUGUUGACAGAUCGAUCUGAAUCGCCUACGGGAAUUAUUGAUUUCUUUUAUGAUCAGGAUCUAAUACCCAAUUGUUUGAAUCUCUUGGACAAUAGCACAUACUCGCCUGGUAUACAGAAUAGUAGUGGAGAACUUUUGAAAGCUUUGAUUGGAAUUUCCACCAAUUUCAAACUUGAUAACCUAUGGAUUGGGCCAAACCGACUGAUAAGACAGCUUGCUUCCCCACAAUAUGUCGACCAACUUAUCGAUAUUGUCUUGCUCCAAAGAGGUCAUGCAAUGGGCGUUGCCGUGUCCAUUAUAAUUGAGUUGAUCAGAAAGAACAAUUCCGACUACGAUGAAAUAGAUUUGUUGAGUACUACUAUAGCAAACAAUCCGCCUUCACAGAGAGACCCAAUUUAUUUGGGCCAUUUGUUACAUAAGCUCGCAACUCACAUGGAAGAUUUUUAUGCCCUGUUGAUUAUGCUUGAAAAUGAUGGUGAUGAUGGCAACGAUAACAUUGGUGCAAAUGGUUUUGCAUCUGCUAACCAUCAGCUUUUAGAAAACCAAUUGCAUGAGUCUUUUAGGCCAUUAGGAUUUGAGAGAGUUAAGAUUACAGAGUUGGUAUCUGAAAUGUUACACUGUUCAAACAUGGGAUUGAUGAACUCAAGAAGAGCUGAAAGAAUAGCACGUAUCAGAGAUAGGUGCAGAGACACUCUUGAUUACAAACUACUGGAAGAAGCCAUGACAAAUUUGCAUAUAAAUAAGAACAUUGCUUCUUCCAAUUCAUUAGAUGAUAAAUGUAAUAAUAACGCUAGUAACGACAGUAAUGAUAAUCAAACCAAAAAACAAAUUUCCAAGAAAAAUCUUGAUGAUAAUGAGUUGUAUUUUGCUUUUGAUACAUCCGGUGAGAGUAUCAACGAUGAUGAUAUGAGUUUUGAAAUUCCUUAUGUCAGCGAAGCACAGAAUGUGAAAUUACGUAAAAAUCCAACGAUUGGAGACUUAUUCAAAAUUAAACUUCAUGAUCUUGGGUUUCUGCCCAAGUUUUUGCAACUAUUCUUAAGAUAUCCCUGGAAUAAUUUCUGGCAUAACAUUGUGUUCGAUAUUAUUCAACAGAUAUUCAAUGGCCGAAUGGAUUUCUCUUAUAAUUCUUUUUUGAUCUAUUCCUUGUUUGAUUUUAAAAAAUCUAGAGAAUUUGUCCCAGAGAAUUUAUCAUGUAGCGAUCAAAAGUUAUCCAUUACAGAUUUUCAUAUUAUCUCAGAUUUCAUUUUACAAGGUCACAAGGAUUCAUUUGAAUUCUACGAAAGAGAGAAAACAAAUCUGGGCUAUAUGGGUCAACUAGUAUUGAUUGCAGAAGAAAUUGCAAAGUAUUCCAAAAUCUAUAAGACGGAUUUAAUUUCUCCAGAUAUAUACACAUUUUUACAAGACGAAAUUUGGAUAUCAUAUUCAAGUGACAUCUUGAAUGAAACAAGAACAAUGUGCUCAAUAAUUCUAGGAGGAGGACAGUUUAGUGAAGGAAUUAAUGGAAGCACUGAAGAAGAGUUUUCGCAAGAGGCCAGUAUUAGCAGAACUACCCUUGAAUCUAGUAAAAUGAAUGAGAAUGAAAUUGCUCACGAAGAAGAUAUCAAGUUACAGGAUAAAGUCUCUCAACUUAUAGACGAAUUGGGUCAAUUGACCGAGUUAGAUAUUCACGAUAAGAUUAAAGAUGUUAUUGUUGAUCAUUUCUCCAACUUGAUUGAUUAG